Messenger RNA from Pocillopora meandrina, 4160 nucleotides. The record is from the annotation of a GenBank genome assembly. NCBI's taxonomy places the organism in Eukaryota, Metazoa, Cnidaria, Anthozoa, Scleractinia, Pocilloporidae.
AUGAGGCAACUGUCUGUAGAAGACAUAAGAUAUGCUGAAGCAAAAAAAAAAAGGCAGGAAAGCGAAACUAUUUUUUUAGAGUACCUGCAUCAACACAGUAGCUCUGAUGAUUCCAAUGAACUACAAACUGAAUUUUAUGUAAAAGGAAAGAUUGUGUGUAGGGAAGCAUGGCUUCUUGCACACAAUUUAAAUAAGGAAACCUUUAGACGAAUUUGGGGAAAAUUUAAUGAUGGUGCAAAUGUGCUGGAGCAUGGGAAUAAAGGAAGGAAGUCAAUCACUAGCAAGACUGCAGAUUGCAUUGCCUGGUUGCAGUUUUUUGUUAGCUGUGUAGGGGACCACCAACCAGACAAUGGUGGCAUCCAUUUACCAACAUGCUUUACUAAAAGUGACAUUUACAAAAAAAAUGCUGGAGGAAAAUAAAGCACUCAGUCAGCCAACAGUAUCCCUUUCUCAUUUUUAUGGCCUAUGGGAAAGGAAUUUUCUUCAUGUCACCAUUCCCAAGGUAAGUGGCACCAAAUAUGCAAUAGUUUUCAGUAUGAUGAUGACUAACACUUACAGGUGUGUGUAUUUUACAAACCAUUUAUGUAAUAAUAUCAUUGCUGUUCAAUACAUACAAUUUGACAAUGGCACCCAAAGAGAACAUGAAAAUGUGUUAAAUAUGGAAACCUAGAUAGCAAAAUAGGGGGCCCAGUAGGUCAUGACCACCUCUUAUCCAACAAUCAUGAGAAAAAAGUUUUAUUUUGUGGCUUUGUUUGGUCUGUAAACUGCUGAGAUGAACCAUGCCUAGUUUUUUUUUUCAUGUUAUACCUCAUACAUGCAGAAAUGAUCUAUCAAUUUGAAUCUUCUAGGAAAAUCGCUUUACAAAAUGCACAGACUGCACAAAAUACAAGCAGGAGAAAGAGAAAACUGUGGACAAAGCCAGAAGGGCUGAAAUUGAUCACUUGCUGAAGCUUCAUCUUGAUUUAGUCUGGUGAGAGAAAUGUUUAAAAAAAAGUACAGUUAGUUUGAUGAACAAAAAUCUGUCACAUCAAAAGCAAUUCACUAGUCUUCUGGUCUUAAGAACUAAUAAUAAUUUUUCCUUAUAUCACUAGGCAGGAAAGGAGGGUGUACUAUCUUCACAGGUAUAAAGCCAGGAGGUACCCAUCAAAGUAUGUGGCAAAUAUUGCUGAUGGUAUGGACCAACACACCACAAAUGUCCCAAGUGUGCGCCGAAUUACCAAGGCAAUGUCUGCACUUACGACUGUGGGAACACACCUUGUUGGUUCCAUUAUUCACAAUGGACAAGCACAAAAUGGAAAGGAGAUUUAUGGGUCAUUUGACUACUACCAGUAUCCUCAUGACUCUAAUCUCACUAUGACAGUUCUGUUGGAAGUCCUUGUAAGAUGGGCGGAGGAAUUUGACCUACCACCCAUUCUCUAUCUGCAGUUUGACAACUGUGUUAGAGAAAACAAGAACCGCUACAUGUUUGCUCUAUUGGCACUUCUGGUUGAAGAGAAAAUUUUUGAAAAAGUAUGUUAUCUUGGGUAAUUUUAAAAGAAAUGCAUUUGCCUUAUUCACAUUUCCCACAAAGCACUUUGUUCAAGCGUCAAAAUGUCCCAUUGCAAUGUUUUCAAGGUCCAUUUGGGUGGGAAGUUAGUUUCCAUUCAAUCUCAAUUUUUGCAACUACUGAAUGAAUGUAACCUGAAGUUGAAAUUAAAAAAAAAACAACACCACUUUCCCUUCUUGUAUUUCAGAUAAGAGUUAACUUUCUCCCAGUGGGACAUACCCAUGAGGACAUAGAUGCCUUUUUUGGGGUUUAUUCAAAGCACUUAGACAAACUGGAUGUUUACACAGUCACAGGUAAGUUGUUCUAACAUAAAGUAAUUACUUCAAGGUACAGUUGGAGUAACUGAGAGGUUCAACAAUCAAAACUGCCUGUGCAGUGUGAUAAUCUUGUGUGGCAAAUAUUCACAUAAGUUAUCUAUCAAUAUAAAUACAUAGCAACUAGCACUGUGAUCAAACAAAUUUCUGCACGAGGCAAGAGCAUGGUUCAAAAUUUAGUCUAUAGAAAGUAUGAACACUUCCACUUGAAUUAACAGAUUAAAUGUGACAUUGACAUGUUAUAAAUUUGGUGUAAAUGCUUAUUUACAGAGUACAUGUAAGAUCUUAAUUUAUUUUACACUUCACUGUCACUUAGAAUUACUGAAGGCACUGGAAACAUGCAUGAAGAAUCCAACACCCAAGCCCUAUAUGCUCAAGAUGGUUUAUGACAUAAAAUCAUGGAUUAGUGAUUAUUGUGAGGAGUUACAUGAACACACAGUUCCAAAGUGCUUUAAAUUUACAUUGAAUGAGGAUGGAAAAGCAGUUAUGCACUACAGAAAUUGGAGCCAUGAGCCAUGGAAAGAGCCCAUUGCAAUGCUGAAGGUUAGCACAUGAAAUUCUUAAUUAGUGGUUCCUGAGUCAUAGUUAAAAUAGUAACUUAAAAGCUUACCUGAUGUUUUCUAAAGUAGCAUUGGCACUGACAAUUUGUAGGCCUGAAAAAUAACAUUAAUGCUCCAAAUAACUGAAUGUUUGCUGACAUUACAUGUUAAGAAUAUGCUGGGUUUAAAUUGAUCCUCAAUUUAAAAUGUAUCUCACUGCUUUUCCCUGUCUUUAAGAUUGGGAUCAUAAUGUGUACAAGUCAAAGAAGAAUUAAAUGGAAAGAGAAAGCCCUUAUUAUUGUCUCUCAAGGAAAUUUGAGCCAACAAAUACACUAAACAAAUACAUUGCUAGACAUGGUUUGAUGCUACUCUGGUUUAAAGAUUAAUUUUGUUGAAUUUAACAGAUAAGUUACAAUUAUUUAAUAUUUAAACCAGAAUAAAAUCAAACCAUGUUUGAUUGUUCACCUGGCUGCCUUGUGAGGUUUAAUAUAUCAAAUUCAUUGUUGCCUUUUUUUUGCUAUACUAGAGUUUACCCUCUGGAAAGCCAAAUACUGUGACUCCUUCCCUACAUAAACUGGACAUGGAGGGAUUGAAGAGAGAUAUUCCCACCAAAUAUCCCAAGAAUAUGCCCUUAAAAGCAUCUGAAGAGUGGGAAUCCUGGUUAGCAAAUACAGAGUUUAAUCUAUUAUCAGUACCUGACAACUACACUUGGCCAGUGGAUAAAUUGAAGAAUACUUCAAGGACUGUUUUAGCCUCAAAUGCUGAACUCCCUCAUGAACUUUUAGAGCUCAGAGAGAAAGAGAUCCAGCCUAUCACAGAGGUGAAUAAUAAUUAAAAUGCAGCAGUGGACACUAAAAAGCCAAGCCUUCAAAUGGUCCUACAGAUAUAAAAGAGAAAUAAUUAGAGGGGUCCAUUCCUCUAACCCCUUCUGCGUCCAGUUAUAGAUUAUACAAGUCCAACUUUAGAUAUAUAAUAAUGUACAUGAUAAAAUUACAUGCUUCUGAUUUGCUGAAAACAAGCCAAUUCUCAUGUAGCACAAAUGCAAAGUUGCAACAUGAGUCCAAAUUACAAAUAGGGCAAACACACUUUCAAAAUUUUGUCUGCACAUUGUUCUUGCAAUUUGGUCUACUAAGCACUUGUAAUUUUUCAAAUACCACGAAAUUGCACUUGCCCUUCAGGCUCGUGCAAAAAUUUUGUUGUCUUUGGAAACUUAUUUGUGCUUAUUCACACCAAAUUGCACUAAUAGAAUAUGACACGGUCACAUAAUCCAUUACUUAUAAUUAAUCAAAGAAUAAAAUGAUAAGAACAAUUGAUAAUUGAUACAUCUCAGUCGAAAUGCUCACCUAAACAAGUAAAUUCUAAUGAAAUGUCUGUUGAAUAUUUCAGAUUUACACAGGCCGUUACAGGACCCCGAGGGAAAGGGAAGCGCCUAUUGAAAUGGUAGACGAUUUCCUCGCUACUCUUCAAGUCAGCUGCUUUGUGGCUUUGUACUUCGCCAAUUACGAUAAACUGCCCUGCAUUGGCAAGGUCCUGGCCGUCGAGGAGGACAAUUUUAAGGUGCAUUACUGGAAAGGCACUUACUGUGGAAAGUGGACUCCUCAGCAUGUUCCCCGACAAAAAUCCAGACCAUGGGUGGAGAUCCUUCCUAAGAGCUGUAUAGUGUGCAGUUCAUUUGAGCUUACGGAAGACAACAAGCUAAUGCCAUCAACAAGAAAAUUUCUCAAGGAAAGAUAUGUCGCUUUGAGGACAAUUCAAUCUUGA